Messenger RNA from Propithecus coquereli (Coquerel's sifaka), 798 nucleotides. RefSeq names its product chromosome unknown open reading frame, human C19orf60 (gene REX1BD). NCBI's taxonomy places the organism in Eukaryota, Metazoa, Chordata, Mammalia, Primates, Indriidae. The transcript has 5 exons. The record is from RefSeq and is a predicted model, not a curated record. Bases 102 to 644 code for a protein of 180 amino acids.
GCGACGGGCCUCAGGCUGGGGUCCCUAGACCUCCCGGCCUGCAGGGGGCGCCGGGCGGAGCGGAAGGGCCUGCUCCGGAGCGUGGCCCAGGCUGCGCAGUCAUGAUCACCACCGAGGCCGCAGCGAAGUCGGCGCUCAUCGCCUUGCCUGGUGCUGAGGCGCCCGCUGAAGCCCCGGGGCGCGAGGAGCCGGGGUGGCCCUGGAAAGAUGCCCCGGUCCGGACGCUGGUGCAGCGUGUCCACCAGCUGCAGGCUGAGCGCGCGCGGGCCUUCCGCCAGCUGGAGGAAGGCCACCGCGAGUACCUGCGCAGCGGCCCUUGCUACGACUUCCCGCGCUACCGGAGCACCGUACACGAGGUGACCCAGGCCUUCGCCGCCGCCUCGCGGGAGGUGCUGGCGGUGGAAGCGGAGCUGGCCGGGCCCCGCGCGCAGCCGCUGCUCGCCGGCCACGUGCGCAGCCUGCAGCAGCUGGAGCAGACGCGCCUGGCCACGGUCGCCCUGCUGCAGCUAAUGGGGACUCCUGAGUGGACAGGGCAGGAGGACGCUGUGCGGACUCACCAGCUGAAGAUGAAGGUAAUUAAAACCAUGGAGGCGAUCAGCGAGGUUCUCCAGGACCUCAGGUUUGAUGUGGAGUCUGCUGAGUGAUGGUGGCUCCCCAAGGAAGCACGCGAGAGAUGGGAAACGCGGCGGAUGGCGCCCAGCCCAGCCCUGACCGCCAGCUGGCCGGGGUCAAGCCCCACAGGGCUGCCGACCCUCCUCCAGUUGAAGACUCCUCCCACAAUAAAGAACCCGUCCCCUG